This is a messenger RNA of Solanum verrucosum, 669 nucleotides long. RefSeq lists its product as uncharacterized. The record is from RefSeq and is a predicted model, not a curated record. The transcript has 2 exons. NCBI's taxonomy places the organism in Eukaryota, Viridiplantae, Streptophyta, Magnoliopsida, Solanales, Solanaceae. Bases 1 to 669 code for a protein of 222 amino acids.
AUGGAAGAACAAUCGAGAUAUAGAAAUCGUAAAGGAGUUCUUUCUCAAAAUGUCCUUGCUGUUGUAGAUUUUGAUAUGAAAUUUCAAUACGUGCUUAGUAGUUGGGAAGGCUCUGCUUCGGAUUCUAGAGUGUUAAGAAAUGCUGUUUGGGAAAGAUCACAAAAUAGAUUGAAAAGUCCGAAUGGAAAAUAUUACAUUGUUGAUGCAGGCUAUGCAAAUACAAAGGGCUUUCUAGCACCUUAUCGUGGUGCACGAUAUCAUUUGAGAGAAUGGAGCCAAACACAAGCACCACAAAAUGCUCGUGAGCUCUAUAACUUGAGACAUUCAAAACUUCGAAAUGUCGUAGAGAGGACAUUUGUUGUUUUGAAAAAAAGAUUUCCUAUAUUAACGACUCCUCCUCCGUAUUUCAUCAAAAAACAAGGUUGGAUUGUACUAUCAUGUUGCAUACUUCAUAAUUUCAUUCGUAAGUGGAAUUGGCAGGAUUCAUAUUUUGAAGAACACAUGGAAGAGGAAAUAGAAGAUUCUCACGGUUUGAAUGAUAUUGACUCUGAUUCUAAUUCUGAUGAAGAAGACAUUGGACGAGGACCGACAGAUGCUGAUAAACAAUAUAUGUGCAAUCUGAGAGAUGAAAUAGCUCAACAAAUGUGGAAUGCUAGAGCAAUUAGGUGA